Messenger RNA from Phymastichus coffea, 1882 nucleotides. RefSeq names its product histone acetyltransferase Tip60-like. The transcript has 5 exons. Gene Ontology annotation, biological process: regulation of DNA-templated transcription. The record is from RefSeq and is a predicted model, not a curated record. Gene Ontology annotation, molecular function: histone acetyltransferase activity. Lineage: Eukaryota; Metazoa; Arthropoda; Insecta; Hymenoptera; Eulophidae. The coding region runs from base 11 to 1417 and encodes 468 amino acids.
AACAAUCUUGAUGGUUGUAAGCGAUAUUUUGAAAUUUUCGAUUGAAAUGAUCACAGAACACGACGAUAAAGAGACUAUAUGUGAUUCAGUGAACUCAUUAGUAGAAGGAUGUCGUUUACCAGUGCGAAUGAGCGGUACCGACGAUUGGCCUCUGGCCGAAAUUGUCAGUAUGAAAGAACAGCAAGGUUUAAAAUACUACUACAUACAUUAUGUAGAUUUCAACAAAAGACUGGACGAGUGGGUCUCAGAAGACUGUCUAGAUACUCGAAAAGUUCAGUUUCCAAGGCGAGAUGGAGCAACGGCACCAGGCACUGGAGCAGCUACUCCAAAAAAGCAAAUACCUAGUAGACCGCAAAGUCCUAGUAUAGUACAUAAUGAACCUGUCAAUGGAUCAGCAGUAUUACAAGCAGCACUGCAAAAGAAAAUGGCAAGAAAAAGAAAGGGCACAUUUGUUGAUAAUGAAGACUCACAAGAUGGAGCAACUCCAAAUACUCCAUCUGGUCCUAGGUCAACAGGAUCUUUAGUUGCUCAUCAUCAUGAUGAUGUUGUUACAAGGAUGAAAAAUGUAGAACUUAUUGAACUUGGCCGGCACAGAAUAAGACCAUGGUACUUCAGUCCAUAUCCACAAGAAAUGGUUAAUUUAGCUUGUAUAUACAUAUGUGAAUUUUGUCUCAAAUAUCGUAAGAGUCGUAAGUGUUUGGAGAGACAUUUAGCAAAAUGCAAUUUACGACAUCCUCCUGGAAAUGAAAUUUAUCGAAAAGGAUCAAUAUCAGUUUUUGAAAUUGAUGGAAGGAAAAACAAAAUUUAUGCACAAAAUUUGUGUCUACUAGCAAAGUUGUUUCUAGAUCACAAAACACUGUAUUAUGAUACAGAUCCAUUUCUUUUUUAUGUGAUGACAGAAUUUGAUAACCAUGGGUAUCACAUGGUUGGAUAUUUUUCAAAAGAAAAGGAGUCAACAGAGGAUUAUAAUGUAGCAUGUAUUUUAACAAUGCCACAAUAUCAAAGGAAAGGUUACGGGAAAUUACUUAUAGAGUUUUCAUACGAAUUGUCAAAAUUUGAAGGAAAAACGGGUUCUCCGGAAAAGCCACUUUCCGAUUUAGGAUUACUGUCUUAUCGAAGUUACUGGGCGCAUACUAUAUUGGACAUUUUACUUAAUGUCAAACCUCAAUUAGAUAAUGAAAAACCACAGAUUACAAUCAAUGAAAUCUGCGAACUUACCUCCAUUAAAAAGGAAGAUGUGAUCUUUACAUUACAAAAUCUUAACUUAAUUAAUUAUCAUAAAGGACAGUACAUAGUUAUAUUAAAUAAAGAUAUCAUUGGUCAACAUCGAUCAACUAUGGAAAAGAGAAAGAUUAGAAUAGAUCCAAAGUGUCUGCAUUGGACACCUAAAGAUUGGAGUGUUCGGGCAAAGUGGUGAAUGAAUGCUAAUCAGACAAUAAAUAAAAGUAUGACCUUGUGGUGCGAUCCAUUGAAGAAUUCCAGAAGUGAUUUGACUAAAUAUGUGGAUGUACAAAUUUGUAAAAAAUAUUGUGUAAUGAGCAUUUUUUUAAGAGACUGCCACUGGCUUUUAUCAUGAAUUAAGAAGUUUUGGCUUCGAUUGCUAGAAAAUGACAUUUUAAUACAGUGACUAGAUUUUUUCAAAUCUAAAUUAAGCAGGUCAACUAGAAGAUUGUUAUGCCAAUCAUCAGUACGUGAUUGAUGAAUUGUACAGGGACUUACCAAUAGUAUAUAAUUGUAAAUAAAUGUGCUUUUAUAUAAAAAAAAAUGAAAACGUAAGUAAAUUUCGUUUACUUACCUUGAUUGAUGAACAGAAUAAUUGAUUGUAAAUAUAAAUACAAAAACAAUGUAAAAUUUAUCCAGUCGAAUGGUUAGACGAUUCGAA